This is a messenger RNA of Nothobranchius furzeri (turquoise killifish), 4506 nucleotides long. It is a transcript of the gene tdrd7a, whose product is annotated as tudor domain containing 7 a. Gene Ontology annotation, cellular component: P granule. NCBI's taxonomy places the organism in Eukaryota, Metazoa, Chordata, Actinopteri, Cyprinodontiformes, Nothobranchiidae. The record is from RefSeq and is a predicted model, not a curated record. Gene Ontology annotation, biological process: P granule organization; spermatogenesis; piRNA processing.
UUAGGAGCCUGACGAGGCGCCAUUUUAGAUUUUUGUCUGUCCGCGUGGGUUCACAAAGAGCGUAAGAAGAGGGAGAAUUGUUUGUUUAGCCCCGUCGAAUUUAAAAGAUGUCAGACAGCGAGUCUGUAAAGAAAAUGCUGAGGGCUGUCCUCCAGUCCAGCAAAAUAGGUGUGUCUGUGGCCAGCCUCCAUUCAGAGUACCGCUCACUCUGUGGAGAAAACAUCCCACUGAAGAAGCUGGGCUUCUCAAACCUGGAGGACUACCUCAGAAGCAUUCCCUCUGUGGCGAGGCUGGAUUAUCGCAUGGGUGAGCUCAAGUGCUUUGCUUCAGUCUGUGAAGAAACCGCUCACAUUGCUGAGCUUGUGAGCAAGCAGAAAAGCUCCAAAAAAUCUCAACACUCACAACUUGUGAGCUGCAAGAUGAGGUUCAAACAUUCCAACCCCUACAUGCUCAAUGUGAGCCCACAACGUUCUCUACGUCAGCCAUCAGCUAGAAGAGAUUCUUACCAGACAAGAAGUCGUUCUUGGACUAAUUAUGGUUAUAGGACAGGCAGUGCAUCAGGGGAUUAUAGGCAGUUGAGAGAAAAUGCUACCCCUGUUGAGCGUAGACAGCCGUCUGAACCUGCAGUGAAGCAGACCAUCUUACCUAACAGGAAAGAGGCAAACUUAAGAAACUCUGAAAACAAUUCCAGAGACAUUUCUUUUGAAGGAGUCUCCAAACCCAACAAAGCCCAGAUUUGUCUGUAUGACGUGGAUUUGGUGCAGAGCAGAGUAAAGCAGCUCAUGAAGAGGUACUCCAGUGGCGUGUGGAUGUCUAAAGUGCCGGAGUUCUACAGCCAAAUGUUUGCCGAGAAGAUCCAUCCUCAGGCUCUCCUAGAUCUGGAGAAGUGGCCUCGCAUCUGUUCAGUGGAGAAACCUUCCGUUGCCAAACAAGACAAGCUCAUUUACCCUCCUGUGCCCUUAAAGCCCCUCACCAGCCCUCUAAACAACACAGACUCCUCUCCAGAAUCACAAACGAAUUCAACACCUGUCUGUUCUCGUCCGAUAACUCCCACACAGCAAGCUACUACUCCAUCUCCUUUAGCUCUUCCAAAAACUAGAGAUACUCCUAGAAACCUCUUGGCUAACCCCACCUUCAUUUUCCCCCUUCAACAUUCUACUUCAGACAACCUGCUGCCAUCAGUAGUGUUACAAAGCUCCGCCCACAAACCCAGACCAGCUGACCAACUGUCACAAAGUGUCAGACAUCCCACAGUUGCCCACAACAGAAAAUCCCCCACCUCGACUUGUUCUGCGUCAACCAACGGUCCCACUGUUGCUGAGUCCCCUCAGCCUAACAGUGAUGGUUUUGUCUCAUCUUCCUCACCCUCUAGUUCAGCUCCCUGUCCUCCCCCUAACCCUUCCGCCGCUGCCGUAGUGUCUGCUGAGGUGUGCCAGAAAUUGAAAGAGCUCCUUUCCAAAUAUACCCAAGGCAUGUGGGCCUCUGCUUUACCCAAACUUUUUAUGGACACAUACAAGAUGCCGUUCCCUGAACAGAUUCUAGACAACCUGUCUCUUUUGCUAGACAUAUGUUCUGUGGAGUACCCCUCGCCACAUGACAAGAAGAAGGCAGUUUUAUACAACUUCAACCAAGUGGACCAAAACUCUGCAAAUGUUAAAGAGAGCCUGCAUCGCAGAAGCCACCCCCUCCCUUCUGGUUUAGAGGUUGUGGGUUCUGUGGUUCCUCCAUCUCUGACUCCUCCCACUGAGCAGUACACUUCAGUGCUGGUAACUGAGGCCAAGAGCUGUAACGCGGUUACUUUAAGGUACGUUGGUGAGAAUUAUUCCAGUGCUCAGGAAACCAUGGAAGAUGCAAUGCAGACCUUCUACAGCCAAAACUUCACACAGCAUCAUGUGUCAAACCCCAUCGCUGGUCAGCUCGUAGCAGUCAGAGGAGAAGAUGGAGAAGAGGUCACCCGAGGGCAGGUGAUGGAUGUGACGGACCCUGACAGAGUCAAGAUCUUCCAUGUGGACUACGGCUUCUCUGUGGAAACGAGUAGAGAUAAUCUGCUGGAGCUGCACCAGGACUUCCUCUCUCUACCCUUCCAAGCUACUAAUGUCAGACUUGCAGGCCUGGAGGCAUUCAGCUCCGAUUCACUGAUACUGUCCCUGUUGGAUAAGUUAGCAGUCGGAAAGAUCCUGCUGAUGGAAAUGUUACAGCCAUGCCAACAGGAAGAAACACCCGUGGCAGUGCUCUACGACACCUCACAAGAGGAAGAUGUUAACAUCAACACCGCGUGUCUGACAUCCCUGCAGGACAAGUCCAUGAACAGCCCUCUCUCAGUGAAUCUUACCUAUCAGGAUGUGCGUGUGUCCAGCAUCUCUGCAGAUGGCACCACUUUCUGUCAGCUGCCCUCCAGAGGUCUGGCAAAACUGAGAGUGCUGCUUGAAGGAAUAGAGGCGUUUUUCAUGUCUCAUAUGACAUCUGCGUUGCUGGUGUCCAGAGCCUUCAGUGGCAAGUUCUGUCUGGUUCGCUACAAAGGAAAGUGGGUCAGAGCUGAGAUCACUAACAUGCAUGACACUAGAGUGAUGGAUGUUCUCUUUAUUGACCUGGGGUUGCCGGCAACUGUAGAAAUCACUGAUCUUCGAGAGAUUCCUCCGCCUUUUCUUAAGGAUUUCAUCGUCAUUCCACCACAGGCUAUUAAAUGCCAGCUGGCUGGCCUGGCUGUUCCAGAAGGAUGCUUGAGCUACAAAGCAGUUUUGUGGUUGAAGAAGAGAUUGCUUGAUGUGCAAAACUGUAAAAUAAAGAUUGUGAAACUGGAGGAUUGCAAAGGAGAAAAGGUGGUCUACGUGUAUCUGUUCACCGGUGGCGACUCUCUGGAGCUGAAAGAGAGCAUCAACCAUCAGCUGACCCAGUCGGAGAUGUGGCAGAACCUGGUGGCACAGAACAACUGUGCAGCUGGCAGCACUGCAGGUCUAACUCCUCCAGUGGAGCUGUCGACUCUGAGCAGCUCGUUCCUGAACGCCUCCAUCAAGCCUUCAUUGCAGCUUCAUCAGAGUGAAGAAGAUCCACCUACAGAAAAUGGGAUGCAGCGUCUUCCGUUACCACCUGAGCUGGAGCUUCCCCAGCCUGGUCAGACCCUGGAUGUUUUUGUGCCAGUGGUGUGCCACCCAGGUUACUUUGUGGUCCAACCAUGGCAGGACCUGCAUAAGCUGGUGGUGUUGAUGGGAGAAAUGGUUCUGUACUACAACCAGACCGAGAAUACCAAAAGAUCCGUGCACAUCCAGAAGGGAGUUGUGUACGCUGCCAAAAUAGACAAGAGUUGGCACCGGGUGCAGGUGAGAGCGGUCCUGGGAAACGGGUUGGUUAAUGUGUACGGGCUGGACUACGGUAAACACGAGCUGGUUUCCAGCUCUCACAUCCAGCCUCUGAUAACAGAAUUCAGACAACUGCCUUUCCAGGCUGUUGCUGCUCAACUGGCAGGUGUGACACAGCUCUGUUGGUCAGAGGAGGCCUCCAUGUUGUUCAGAAGUCAUGUGGAGAACAAGGCGUUGGUCGCCCAGGUGGAAGGCGUGCGGGAUGUGUCUGAGGUUAAAGAUGAGCUGUGGGAGCGCAGGUUAACCGUUUACCUGGUAGACACUUCCCAGGACGGCACGGACAUUUGGAUCCAUCGUAUCAUGGCUGACAUCGGGGAUUAAGGGUCAUUCAUUUUUCUUUAGCUGUGUCUUAUGUCUGUUAUACAUUUAGUUAUGUUGGACAACUUUGACAGAUUGCUUGAUGUGUGUCUUUUGGUUGAAGCUUUUUUUAAUAUGUUUCACACUAAUACCUCUAAUUCACUGUUAAGAUAUGAGUAGAAGUUUGUGUUUCAUGUCACCGUUUGUUGUUUGCGUUAUUAAAACAGUUACGUUAAUAGUAUUUUGGGUUGAGGUUUAUUUUUAUUUUAAUAGAGCAAGUUUUAUAACAUAUUGAAAAUAUCCUUAAAAAAUCCUUGUAUGCUUCAUUUAUAGUUACUUGCCAGUCUUAACUAAAUCCGUUACAAUAUCAUUUAUUGAUUCAUGUGUUUCCGUGCAUUUGUAAUCAACCAUUACACCUUUCUUAGGUUAUGCAUUCGAUAAUGUUAUUUACAGCUCUGCAUAUGUUUUCUAUCACACUUUUGCAUACAAACAUAGGAACCCCUCCACCACACUUAAUCUUCUAAUUGUUAUGAACACAUGUGUGACCAUUUGACUAAAGGUUUCUGAUGCUGCUGUGAAUAGUCUAGUGAAAUGUCUCAAGUCAUUACAAACGUCUGCUGUUAAUGUAAAUACAAAAUCUGCUGUUGAGCUGAUCAAACUGCUCUUUGGUGUAGCAGCAGGUGUUGACAGAGUUAGAGAAGUUAGUGUUUGAAUGUAGCUCAUGUGCCAUAUCUUGUAGGUAGUGAUCCGGAUACUGUAAUGUUUGUAGCUCCUCGUAGAAGUGUUCCUUUAAUUCCAGAGUUGUAUUGGUUAUUGUGCUCUAUUGAUUUAUGCAUUGAAGAGUUUGAUUUUG